AUUUUAAUAGAGGGGAAAAAAAAAAAUAGAAUGUCUUUAUUUAAAUAGCCUCAAGUCUCCCUUAUAAAUCCACUUCGCUCAUAUCUCCCACUUCCCCCAUCCCUCUCCAUCUCCAAAACUUUCUGGAAUUCCUUAUUGAGCAAACUCUAGCACAACCAAAAAACACAAAAGAACAUACACAACUGAUACACUAAGGUGCAUGAAAAAGAUAUCAAUGGAGGAGAUAGCGUCGCCAUCUUCUUCAUCCUCCUUUAUGUCGUUUUGUCAGGACUCUUCUCCUCCACUCCAACAACGCCUCCAGUUCAUCCUCCAAAGCCGACCUGAAUGGUGGGUCUACGCCAUCUUCUGGCAGGCAUCCAAGGAUGCCACUGGACGCCUUGUUUUAUCUUGGGGUGAUGGCCAUUUUCGAGGCACCAAAGAAUUUGCAGCCAAAGCUUGCAACAAACAGAACCAGCCCAAAUUCGGGUUCAAUCUUGAAAGAAAGAUGAUUAACAAAGAAUCCCAAACUCUUUUCACUGAUGAUAUGGACAUGGACAGAUUGGCAGACGUGGAUGUUAUUGACUACGAAUGGUUUUAUACAGUAUCAGUAACACGAUCUUUCGCUAUUGAUGAUGGAAUUCUUGGCAGGACAUUUGGCUCCGGGGCUUUUAUUUGGUUGACGGGUAACAAUGAGUUACAGAUGUACGAUUGUGAGAGAGUUAAAGAGGCUCGUAUGCAUGGGAUACAGACUUUGGUCUGUAUUUCAACCUCUUGUGCAGUUGUUGAAUUGGGCUCCUCGAACACGAUCGAUAAAGAUUGGAGCCUAGUGCAACUCUGCAAAUCGCUGUUCGGGGGAGACACAGCCUGCUUGGUCUCAAAGGAGCCGAGCCACGAGUCACAGCUUCAGAUUCCUAAUACUUCUUUCCUUGAUAUUGGCAUGUUUUCAGCUUCUCAAAAGGACACUUCUGCGGAGAAGCAAAAUGAAGGCGACAAAAAGAAAGAUCCCACAGGUCAAGGCCGCUCAUCAUCUGACUCGGCACGUUCUGAUUCUGAAGGCAAUUUCGCCGCUGGAAAUACUGAUCGGCUCAAGAAAAGAGGAAGAACCCAACUGAACGGCAAAGAAUUGACUCUGAACCAUGUUGAAGCGGAGAGGCAGCGUAGAGAGAGGCUGAAUCAUAGAUUCUAUGCACUCCGAUCUGUCGUUCCUAAUGUGUCAAAGAUGGACAAAGCAUCUCUACUAGCAGAUGCUGUUACUUACAUCAAGGAGCUCAAGGCCAAGGUUGAUGAAUUGGAGUCCAAACUACAAGCAGUAUCCAAGAAAUCCAAGAUUACAAGCGUCACCGACAAUCAGAGCACCGAUUCCAUGAUUGAUCACAUCAGGUCCUCUUCAGCUUACAAAGCCAAGGCAAUGGAAUUGGAAGUGAAAAUUGUAGGAUCAGAAGCCAUGAUACGGUUCCUGUCCCCGGAUGUUAAUUACCCAGCUGCAAGGUUAAUGGAUGCGCUUAGAGAAGUGGAAUUCAAAGUUCAUCACGCAAGUAUGUCAAGCAUCAAGGAGAUGGUGCUUCAAGAUGUUGUGGCUAGAGUUCCUGAUGGACUGACAAACGAAGAACUUGUGAGGAGUGCUAUUCUUCAAAGAAUGCAGAACUAAUUAAGCUACCAGUUGAUCUCAUAAUAAGUAACAUAAAAUGUUGUCAACGUGUGUUUGGCUUUCUUUUUUCUUGAAUAGUUUGCAUCUGUUAUGUCUUUCUCUAUAUAGUGCUUUGUUUAAUUAUAAAGAACAACAAUAUUGUUAAAAUUGUUCUUUGAGUGCUCUUCGUUUUUUCGUAGUUUCUUUGAGUACUCUUUGUUUGUAGUUCCUUCGAAUGCUCUUCGUUUUUAUGGUUUCCAUUGUUCUUAAAA
Hevea brasiliensis (rubber tree) is the source of this 1878-nucleotide messenger RNA. Its product is annotated as transcription factor MYC2. Gene Ontology annotation, biological process: regulation of DNA-templated transcription. Bases 200 to 1627 code for a protein of 475 amino acids. The record is from RefSeq and is a predicted model, not a curated record. Gene Ontology annotation, cellular component: nucleus. Gene Ontology annotation, molecular function: transcription cis-regulatory region binding; DNA-binding transcription factor activity; protein dimerization activity. The transcript has a single exon. NCBI's taxonomy places the organism in Eukaryota, Viridiplantae, Streptophyta, Magnoliopsida, Malpighiales, Euphorbiaceae.